Messenger RNA from Bipolaris zeicola 26-R-13, 732 nucleotides. RefSeq lists its product as uncharacterized. The coding region runs from base 1 to 732 and encodes 243 amino acids. The record is from RefSeq and is a predicted model, not a curated record. Lineage: Eukaryota; Fungi; Ascomycota; Dothideomycetes; Pleosporales; Pleosporaceae. Gene Ontology annotation, molecular function: protein binding. The transcript has a single exon.
AUGUCCGAUGAUCUAUGUAACAAGAUCGCCCCGUUGCACCUAGUUCCAGAAACACAUGGCGAGCGAAUAAUCAAAUUACUUUUGGAUAGAGGAGCGGAUCUUGAGGCAAGGGACUAUAGUGGGAGGACUCCGUUAUAUGUUUCCUGCCAAAGCGGUCUCUUCAAAAACGUACGGUUGCUUAUCGAGAUGGGAGCUAAUAUGUGGGUCAAGGAUGAUAGUGGCGGUACAUUGCUCCAUGCGGCGGUUGAUUCAGGAAGUGAAGCAAUGGUUCGACUUUUUCUGCAUAAGGGACUGGACUUCCAAGCGAAAAACAAUGCCCGGGGAACGCUCUUGCAUCAACUCGCUUGGAGAAUCGCUCCAGAAAAUGGCAUAGGGAUCUUCAGGCUGUUGAUAUCCUUAGGAGUAGAUAUCAACGAAAAGAAUCAUGAAGGUUCAACAGCUCUGCAUAUAGGAGCGAAAGGGAACUACCCCGAGAUAGUGCAGCCCUUAAUCGAAAACGGAGCCAAUCUGGAAGCGAGGAACAUAUCGGGCAAGACAUCAUUGCAUUUUGCUGUCCUUGCGCGCAGCCAGAGCUUGAUGAUACGUGAUCAUACAAAAACCAUCGGAGCAUUGAUCCAGGGCGGUGCUGAUGUCAGCGCUCGAGACAAUCAAGGGUAUACACCGCUAGACUAUGCAGAUUCACUGUAUAGGGAAGAAUUGGAAACAUGGAUAAAGGACAGGGUGCUCAAUUAA